Coregonus clupeaformis (lake whitefish) is the source of this 2360-nucleotide messenger RNA. RefSeq names its product 28S ribosomal protein S35, mitochondrial-like. The transcript has 10 exons. The record is from RefSeq and is a predicted model, not a curated record. Gene Ontology annotation, molecular function: structural constituent of ribosome. Gene Ontology annotation, biological process: mitochondrial translation. Gene Ontology annotation, cellular component: mitochondrial small ribosomal subunit. NCBI's taxonomy places the organism in Eukaryota, Metazoa, Chordata, Actinopteri, Salmoniformes, Salmonidae. The coding region runs from base 1 to 903 and encodes 300 amino acids.
AUGUUAGCGAAAGAGACUGGGCUACAUACGCGACGGCCUUGUCUACCAAUAAUUCUAGUCAGAAUAAAGGCUUUCCUGACAGAGGCAACAGAAGACCAAGGAGAGCGGACAGACAGGAUGCCUGUAGACCAGGACUGGACUGCAGUGUACCCGACCGCUGCCCCCUUCAGACAGGGCUCUGUGCCCCUGCCCGUCCGCAUAGGCUUCCCAGUGAAAAGAGGGGUGCCUCCGGAGAAGAAGGGCAACCUGGAGCUCGUCAAGAUUCCAAACUUUUUGCAUUUAACUCCAGCAGCCAUAAAGAAACACUCUGAAGCUGUCCUGGCAGUGUUCUGCACAGAGUGGCCCUCUGCCCUGGACACAGAUGCUAAAUGUGAUGAACACUUCCCUGUCAAAGUAAAGAGCAAGGACUACGUGUCUGCCGGCACCUCCCUCAGAAACCCAUCUGCCCGCAUAGUCCACCUCAGAGUGAAGCUCUCCAGUCUGAACUUGGACGACCAUGCCAGGAAGAAGAUGGUUAAACUGGUAGAAGAGAGGUACUGCAAAGAGACGGACACACUCACCAUCACCACUGACAGCUGCCCUGUGAGACAGCAGAAUUAUGACUACACCAUGUACCUCCUGACUGUCCUCUAUCACGAGUCAUGGAAAGUGGAGGCCUGGGAGUCUGAGAAGACUGUGGCAGACAUGGAGGAGUGCAGCUGGGAGAACAGCCCCUCUCAGAAGAACGCCCUGUCCACGUUGGUCCGCGUGUGGGCAGCGGGAGAGGCGGUGAGGGAGGAACUGCUGGGGAGGCCAGAGGUACAGGAGUACAGGGACUCUGUGACCACACUGAAGAACGAGGGAGAGAGCGAGGGCAGCGUACUCCAGUACAGAGAAGCUGUGAAGAAACUACUGAACCUCUAAUAUACAUACAAAUACACACACACACACACACACACACUAUACAUACAGAUACACACACAUUAAAUACUUUAUUUGAAUCCACCAAUCAAAUUUACAAAAAAAGGAUCCAAACAUUUCAAGGGUCCCUGUAUGCAUGGCACUCAAGGGUACAGAAAGCACCUCCUCCAAACAGCUAGGCUGCCCACGACAGCUGAAACAGAGCAGUACCUAGCCAAUUGCUUUGCCCUAGUUUUUGUCAGGCCCGCACUGCAAGCCUGUGUACAUGGCCGAGAUAUCAGCGCUACCAGCUUGUACCUACACCCGAGGCUGUCCAAGUGUGCCAUGGGGCUCCAUGUAGCCGUCAAAUGAGCAGCCCACUUCCCAAAUGAGCGCCUCCCCCCACAACAACAAUAUUUGGAGUAUUUUGCACACAGGAAAACACAACAUCAAACCAGCUUCCCCUUACACAACAAUGUUUAUGCAUGUGUGCUGUUGGUGAGACUUUCUCACCUCGCUGGCUAUCAGGUCAACAAGGCGGUCAUGUCUAGCAAUGUACAAAUCCUUGUAUGAACAGCAGCCAUUCACAACAUGGACAAUGGACUCCAUUACAUUUGACUCAUGUAAAAUGCAAAAUGGGUCAUGGUUUGCAGGGUACCAGAGUGCUAGAUGUAUAUUUUGUUGGUAGAACUUGCAGCCUCGCCUUAACAGUAUAGGUGAGAAUGUCCUCGCCAACGGCAGCAUUCUGGUACAUGGAAUGGGAGACAUUGGCCGGCACAGUCCAGAGCAGCGAGUUUCCCCUGCAGCGUCAGGCCAGUCCAGUGUUGCAGUAGCUGCAUCCAUCUGAUACCAAGGAGUGUUGUCCUGGAUGUAGGAUGAGAUGUUCCAUCAUGGGUGACAGAAGCCCCCACAACAACACCGCGAUCUACCACAACUGCAUCAGAGACAGUCACUGGCUCAGUUUGCAUAUCAGUCCAGUUGCACAGGUCGUUGAGGUCCGGCCAGUCUGACCAGACUCCAAAGCCCACAUCACGAGUGUCCAAUUUUCCAUUUGCCUUCCUCCUGAAGCCCAGGAAGUUUUCCUGUGUCCCUGGCCAGUGGAACCUUCCUCCUCCGUAGGUCCAGAGGGAGGGAGGGAGGCUCUGGCUAACUCCUUAACUGUUACAUUGUCAUUGUUGAGCAUGUUCAACAGGUGAGUCAGUCAGGUAGCAGUGUAAAUCCACUCAAUAUUCGGGGACACCUAAACCCCCCUCUUUGGCUCAGGAAGACAACGUCACCUGUGAUGUGUCUUUUAAGCAUAGCCACUUCCUCACCACUUGAACAGUUUUGCAGCGUUAUCACUUCAGGUCCAAUCGCGGGACAGUGUAGUCAUCAAGGUAGUGUAGUACAAAGACCAGAAUUCAACUUCUACACAUUUUUACAUUUUAGUCAUUUUAGCAGACGCUCUUAUCCAGAGCGACUUACAGUUAGUGAGUGCAUAC